Messenger RNA from Tetrahymena thermophila SB210, 1104 nucleotides. RefSeq lists its product as hypothetical. NCBI's taxonomy places the organism in Eukaryota, Ciliophora, Oligohymenophorea, Hymenostomatida, Tetrahymenidae. The transcript has 10 exons. The record is from RefSeq and is a predicted model, not a curated record.
AUAGUGUGUAUUAUUAUUAUUUUUAUGCAGAAUUAGUAAAAAAAAUUAAAAGAAAUAAAUAUCAAACAAAUCCGUAAUAAUAGAUAAAUUCAGUAAUAGCAAUAUAGAUAAAGAUUUAAUAGAGAGUACUCAAAAGAAAUGGGAAAUUUAUGUUCUGAGUCAAGAAGCGUAUCUAAAAUUGAUUAUUAAAAGCCUUCAGUUCAGUACGAAUAGGUCUAUUGCAAGACUACAUUCUCUAUACUUUAAGGAAGCUUCCUCUUCCAUUAAGCAAACAUUUUGGUGAAUGCGCAUUAAGCUCCUUUUACACUAUCACCUAUUAUGAAGUAUGCAAAACUUAGUACAGAUGUCUCAUCAAAAUAAAAUCCUCCAUAAGGAACUGUUGUCCAUACAGAUAAUUCUGGUCAGUUAAAGUAUCCUCAUAUAUUACAUCUAUCUCUACCCUUCUGGCAGAGCUGUGAAGAUGUGACAGAAGUGCAAGCCAAGCUAUAUGAAAUGUAUAAAAAAGUCCUCUAAAAAGCUGAUCAACUAAAGUAAGAAUCUAUUUUAUUUACUGAUCUUACUCUUCCUCCUAUGUAGAUACCUAUUGGUUUGCAUGCUGAAUGCUUGAUUGGUGCUGUCACAGUAUACAUAGAAGAAAAUUAACAUAAGACAGGAUUAAAGCAUAUUAUUUUUAUAAAUCAAGAAAGAAAUAAGAUUCAAAGAUAUACCUAUUAACUAUAAAGUAAAAUGGUAGGAAUGAAUGAAAAUUCUGUUAAAGAUAAAAUUAGAAAAAGUAUAUCUGAUAUUUGUGGAUAUAAUAGUUUAUAGCACCACAAAGUAUAGCUAGCUGACGAAAAAUCACUCCAAGGAAGCUAGGCAACUAAAAACAUGUGUGAUACAGAAGGAAGUACAGUAAAUCACUCCAAGCAUUAAUUAGGUUUAAUAGCUGAAUAAGAUAUUGAAAGGGAAGAUUUAGAGAAUGAAUAUAACAACAAUGUUGAAGAGGAAGAAUAAUAAUAAAAAAAGUUAAUGUAUCAAGAUGAUUUUGGGGCAGAUGAUUUAAUUGAUUCUCGCCACUACAACUAAUUGUAAACUUAACCAAAGUAAUAAUAAUAACAAGAAUGA